Molecule: messenger RNA, 1675 nt
Organism: Rosa chinensis
Lineage: Eukaryota; Viridiplantae; Streptophyta; Magnoliopsida; Rosales; Rosaceae
Exons: 5
Coding region: 105-1430 (441 amino acids)
Source: RefSeq, a predicted model, not a curated record
UUGUCUAGGAAGCUUAAAAAAACACCCUAAAACCCUCGUCUACUAUUCUCUCUUCUCUUCCACUGAUAUGUAAAAAGCUACGAGCACAAAUAAUGAUCGACUGAAUGAGUAUACAGAGCAUGUUACGAAGAGGCCUCACUUUCAAUCACCUCCCCAAAUCCGUACGACCAAGUGGGCUGCGAGGAAGAAGGCCCUAUGCUAACAAUGCCGCCUCCGCCGCCGCCGCCGAGGAACCAAACCCAGAUGGCAACAAAGUCCGUGGAAGGAGGCUGAGCAAGAAGGAGCUCAAAGCCCUUGUCGAAUCAUUUGUCCACGAGUACAGAGCAAUGAAUGCGGGGAAAUUCCCUCCCUUUAAGUAUACUCAGAGACAAGUGGGUGGCAGUUACUAUAGAAUUAGGGGGAUCCUCCAGGAGCUACAGUACACGGCUAAAAUCUCGCCCUCGUGUGGUGGGAUUGAGCAUUCGUUGGGACGAGAGGGAAUAAGAGGAAGUGAGUCUUUGACUGAAGUCGGAGGUGUCAUUGCUCAAACUGUUUCUGAGGCGGAAAAUGACACAGAUCUUAGUGUUGCCAGUGACGGGUGUUUAGAAGCUGAGGAAGAGUCCCAGACGUCCUCCUCAGUUGAGAUUUUGUCCGAAGAAGUUAUCACUCCAGGGAGAGGUUCUGAUCUGGAUGUCACACAAAGUAAUAUCUGGAAAGUGAAUGCUGAGGAAUCUUCAUAUAUAGGCCUUGAUAUGGAGGAACUUAAGAAAACUCAAUUUGUCUCUAUUGCUCCAGGAUGUGAGAUGUUACAAGGAGGAUUUGAUGUUAUUUCUCAUUCACAUGACAAAUCUGAGGAUGGUAAAAGGGAGGAAGCUCAGGCUCAUCAACAUGAUUAUGUCUCUAAAGAAAAGCAUCUACAUAUAGGGGAAACUAAUCCAGCCUCUCCAAGUUCUGAUGAUACGGAGGAUAUUACUAAACCGGAUCUUGAUGAUUCAGAGUGUAAAAUGAAGCAACAUGAUGAGACCCCUCAGGCUGAUCGACUUGAUUCCAUUGCUGCAGAAAAACAUCUACCAAUAGCGGAAACUAAUAGAGUCUCUUCAAGUUCUGAUGAUACAGAGGAUGUUACUAAACCACAUCUUGAUGAUUCAAAGUGUAAAAUGGACCAGCAUGAAGAGAUCCCUCAGGCUGAUCGACUUGAUUUUGUUGCUAAAGAAAAACAUUUACCAAUAGCGGAAACUAAUAGAGCCUCUCCAAGUUCUGGUGAUACUGUUGUUACUAAAUCAGAUCUUGAUGUUUCAAAGUCUAUAGUGGAGCAACAUGAAGAGAUUCCUCAGGCAGACAAACUAUCCAAGCUGGCUGAUGAUGCAGAACCUCCAAAAAGAUCAACAACUCUAUGGGGUGCUAUGAAAUCGUUUGCGGAUGGAAUUAUCAGUAUUUUCAGACAACAGUAAAUUUUGUCACAUAAGGUUGGAAUCUACACCCCUUUAGUGAAUUUUUGUGUUAUCGCAGAAUUGCUGUUGAAAGUAAAGAAAUGUUGACCUUUAAAGUAGGAUAUGGAACUACUUGGUUGUUUUUACCAUGUAACUUGCAAAUGGUACUAGUGUUUUGAUGUGCAGCCUUAAUCUGUAGUUACAGUAGCUAGUCACAUAUAAGAUAAACACUUGCGCAAUCCACGAACCUUUACAUUUUUGGAUUA